UGGUACCCAACCCUCCUCCAUCUUGCAGGUUUGCCCCCAUUGAUUGUAACAAAUACUUAGAUCAUGUCACUCCUUUAGAUAACUGAAGUGCUCUGUAAGAAUUGUUAAUUGUCCAUUUUUAAGUAGUAGAAAACCAAAACUCUAUUAACUUUGCUUCUUGUUGCUUGUCAGGCAUAGAAGAGGAUUCUGAUAGUUCAGCGCUGGAUGGCUUCAACAUAUGGCCCGCAAUUUCCGAAGGGGUCCCAUCAGAAAGAACAGAGAUUCUUCACAAUAUUGACGGAAACAGUGCGGCAAUUCGUGUGGGCGACAUGAAGCUGUUGUUAAACGUAAACGAUAAAGAAUGGUACGAACCGCCAGAGUUGUCCUCUGGAACAAGGAAAACGAAAAAG
Messenger RNA from Porites evermanni, 389 nucleotides. The record is from the annotation of a GenBank genome assembly. Lineage: Eukaryota; Metazoa; Cnidaria; Anthozoa; Scleractinia; Poritidae.